Pelmatolapia mariae (spotted tilapia) is the source of this 3633-nucleotide messenger RNA. RefSeq names its product protein turtle homolog B-like. Gene Ontology annotation, cellular component: external side of plasma membrane. The coding region runs from base 158 to 1426 and encodes 422 amino acids. Gene Ontology annotation, molecular function: signaling receptor binding. The transcript has 5 exons. The record is from RefSeq and is a predicted model, not a curated record. NCBI's taxonomy places the organism in Eukaryota, Metazoa, Chordata, Actinopteri, Cichliformes, Cichlidae. Gene Ontology annotation, biological process: regulation of cytokine production; T cell receptor signaling pathway.
GCUCACUUGACCUCCAUGACUUCAUUCAGCUUUAUUUAAACCUUAAAUUGAAUCUCAUUUUGUGAAGUUUUAAACUGAGCUUCUGUUAUUCACUGAAAAUACGACAGAUUUAAACAGCAAACUAAGAGUUGGAUCAGAAGAACUACAAGACUUGGAAAUGGCAGCUGGACCACAGUGGCUCUGCUCGACUUUGCUGUUUGUUGUGUUCGUCUCUGCAGACCAGAAAAUCAUCACAGCUGAGUCUGGACAGGACGUCACUCUGACAUGUCGAGCUCCAAACAACAAUAUCAGAUUUGUAGACUUGAGGAGAGCUGAACUGGAAGAUGGAUUUGUGCUUCGGUACGAGAUUGGAGAGCUUGUUCAACACAUACAGCAUCCAUACUUUGAGAACCGGGUGGAUCUGCAGAACAGACAGAUGAAGGAUGGAGACGUGUUUUUGAUUCUGAAGGAUGUGACGAUUAAUGACACUGGAACAUACGAGUGUGGUGUCUUCAUGAGAGAAACACACUCAUGGAAGCUCAGCGUCAUCUACCUGGUUGUUAUUCCUCCAGACCCAAUGAUCAUCACAGCUGAGUCUGGACAGGACGUCACUCUGACAUGUCGAGCUCCAAACAACAACAUCAAAGUUGUAGACUGGAUCAGAGCUGACCUGGGAGAUAAAUAUGUACUUUUGUAUCAGGAUGGUCAGUUUGUUCCAGAUCACCAGCAUCCAUAUUUUAAGAACCGGGUGGAUCUGCAGGACAGACAGAUGAAGGAUGGAGACGUGUCUUUGAUUCUGAAGGAUGUGACGAUUAAUGAUGCUGGAAGAUAUGUGUGUUGUGUCUUAAUGGAAGAAACAUGGCGAUGGAGGUCCAUCAGCAUCAUUUACCUGACUGUUGUUGUCCCUCCAGACGAAACCAUCACAGCUAAGUGUCGACAGGAUGUCACACUGACAUGUCGAGCUCCAAACAACAACAUCACAGCUGUAAAGUGGAGCAGAGCUGACCUGGAAGAUGAAUAUGUGCUUUUGUACCAGGAUAAUAACUUUACUUCAGCCAACCAGCAUCCAUCUUUUUAUAACCGGGUGGAUUUGCAGGACAGACAGAUGAAGGAUGGAGACGUGUCUUUGAUUCUGAAGGAUGUGACCACUGAUGAUACUGGAACAUACGCUUGCCGUGUCUUCAUGAGAGAAGCGUACUUUAUGGACACCAUCAGACACCUGGAUGUUCUUCCUCCAGGUCUACAAAGAGGAUUUAUUGGAGUGAUAGUUGCUGUGCUCCUUCUUGUCACCAUUGUUGGUUUUUUGAUCUACAGAAAACAUAAACUGUCCCGAUAUUUAAAAGAGGUUCCUACUGAGAAUAUUCAGGCUCCUCAGUCUCCACAGCAGGACUGUGUCAGAGGACAGACAGAUGUGAACUAUCCUGAACAUCCAGCAGACGGACAUUAAACAUCAAUCUCUCAUUUUCUUUCUUGUUUCUCUGUUUAUCUUCAUGUUCAGGUUGACUGAGCUGCUUUUUAACGUUAUGUUUAAUUCAUCCUCUUCCCUUUAUCCUUAUCAGGGUCAUGGGGGGGCUUGAUCCUAUUCCAGCUAACAUAGGGCGAGAAGCGGGGUAGACGCUGGACAGACCUGUCGCAGUGGGACAUGACCAACAGGACAGAUCAUAACUUGCUCAUAAAAGAGCAAAUUUUACUCUGCUCUACUGUGAUUACAUUAAGCUACAGAAAAAUUGAGGUGUUCUUGCAGUCAGUGACUCUAAGCUUUAUUUUAAUCAUUUUAAUUCUCACUAAUCCACUCAAGGUUUGUCAAAGAUUGGUGGGCAGGUAUGAGAUGGACCCUAAACCAAGGAUGCACAGGACAAAACAUAAACUCAAAAGCAGCUUUAAUCCUGAGCUCUCACAAAGUCGAAAACCACUGCAGGUCAGGAACAAAGAAUCUAAAACAAGAGGAAACGGUUCCAGGAAACCAGUGAACAAGAAAGAAGACAACCAUGAGCAAAGACAAGGAGAGACUGAGAUGAUAACAAGGGGAGAGGUAGGAAAAAUCAAAACUCUGGAUCUGAAACUGUCAGACCAGUUUUAAACUAGGGCUCUCUGUUUGUUAACAUGAAUUAUCCUUAUAACAAUGCCCGUGUGAGAUCUGGGCAUGUGAAUGUGGAAAAAGCAGAGGGUGAACAUCCGUUACUUUGCUGUGAUUUCCUGUGUAUGUCUAUUUCCUGGUUUCCUUCCUCAGUGGAAACAGCUGUAGCUACAGAAGAGGCAGCAUGCAGUGUCUGAUAAUGAGAGGGCUGAUUUCUCUCACAUGUUAUGUUCACUUAUUAUUAUUUGGACGUGUUUCCUCUGAGAGCCAACGAGACCUCUGACCCUGUGUUACUGAAAUAUGUUUUCCAUAGUCAAUGAAUUAAAACAUUCUGGUAGUUUAGUUCUGAACAUCUUUUUAGGGUGAGGUUCACAUGGAAGCCUUCAUGCAGAAUUUUACCUGUAUGAUAAACGCAAAUAUCUGUAAGAGUGAGCUGUCUAUUUUUAUUGAACUUUUAUUUAUACAGGUAGUCCCACUGAAAGUCAGUAUCUCAUUUACAAGAGAGACCCGUUUCAGACAAACAUAUUAAAAUUAAAUUAUUGUUCCUUUGUUAUAACAAUGUGUGCAAGACACACGUCAUACAUAUGACGCAUUACAGGCUGGGUCCAUUUUCAACAUCUUAUCAAAACAUCCUCCACAGAGUAAACCCUCCUCCUCUCCACCCUGUCCUGACUUUCAUGGUAAUAAUGUGAGUGAAACUGCUGAGCUCUGGAGGGCUGGAUCAGGUGACCCCAACUCCUCCCUUAGGUGCAAAAGAUCUGGGCUGCUGGGGAAUUCCCAUGAUGCACUGGGUGUUUCUUCUUCACACACCAUGUGUUAAUAGACUUCUCUGCAUUUAAUCAUUACUUGUUAUAAACUGUUUAUGACCGAUCGCAGCGGGCACGCUCCGCUUUGCGUAUCUGUUUUUAAAUCCCGGUAGCACUGCAACCACAUAAGCUAGUGCAAGAUUUAUGUUUUUUUUUUUUUGCAUAUGAAACAGUAGCAUUCAGCUUGUCCUAGGUCACGGUUUCCUUCCACAUAUAGCAAAAAUGGCAUAAAAAACACUAUAUUCCAGAAACACGCUGCGCCUAUCUGAUCAGCUGUUCAUAACACUUCUGCCAUUACCUGCCAAACCGAAAUUGACAUCAUAUUUUUUUCCCUUCAGGGCCUUAUAAGCCUAUACUGGUGUUUUUAAAAGUCCUGUCUGACUUUAUGCUUUCCUGUAUAGUUUCUGAGAUGCUUAGAACUCAAAUUGCACUUUUGGAAAUGGUUUAUUUUGAUGCACAUGCUUUUUUUAAUUAUUUUUUGGCAAAUUUACAUUAUAAUAUUUUCGUUUUUCCUACAGUAUAUAAAAAUUGGUGUAUAUCAAAAAUAAAACUAUGAAGACACUCAAAAUAAAUUUCUUGUGGUUGGAAAGUAUUUUGUGCAAUUUAUGUAGUUACUAUGGACUUAAUGCAUUCAUAUUAUUAAAAUUUGGGAUAUAACGAUUGUACUGAUGUACAGUGGUCCCUCGCUAUAAAGCGGUUCACCUUUCGUGGCCUUGCUGUUUCGCAGAUUUUCUUUGUGUAAUUUUGCGUGCUCCUUUGUUUUUUUUUUCA